AUGGGGCAGGCGUUCCGCAAACUGUUCGAUGCCUUCUUCGGCAACAGCGAGAUGAGGGUCGUGAUGCUUGGGCUGGAUGCAGCGGGCAAGACCACCAUCCUGUACAAGCUGCACAUCGGGGAGGUCCUCUCGACUGUCCCUACGAUUGGGUUCAAUGUUGAGAAAGUUCAGUACAAGAACGUGCUGUUUACAGUGUGGGAUGUUGGUGGCCAGGAGAAGUUGAGGCCCUUGUGGAGACAUUACUUUAAUAACACAGAUGGAUUGAUCUACGUGGUUGAUUCAUUGGAUAGGGAGAGAAUUGGAAAAGCCAAAGCAGAGUUUCAGACAAUAAUCAACGAUCCUUUCAUGCUUAACAGUGUCAUAUUGGUAUUUGCCAAUAAACAAGAUAUGAAAGGGGCGAUGACACCAAUGGAGGUGUGCGAAGGCCUUGGCCUCUAUGAUUUGAAGAACCGCGUCUGGCACAUCCAAGGUUCCUGUGCCCUCAAAGGUGAUGGUCUUUAUGAGGGCUUGGACUGGCUGUCAAGUACUCUGAAGGAUCUGCAAGCGUCCGGUCGCCUACCCUCAGGAGGGACCUAA
This is a messenger RNA of Triticum turgidum subsp. durum (durum wheat), 576 nucleotides long. The record is from the annotation of a GenBank genome assembly. Lineage: Eukaryota; Viridiplantae; Streptophyta; Magnoliopsida; Poales; Poaceae.